CUCUCUUUCUCUCUCCAAAACCCCCCAACUUCUAUCUCUAAAAAGCCAUGACAGACCCUCUCGAACCUCCAACAUUAUCAAACACAACCACCUCAAACCCCACCCAACCAUCCAUAUACAUACACCCACGUAGAGAGCCCUUCGAACAUGGCCUCAUUCCAAUUUCAAAGCUCAUCUUCGCAGAUGGGACUCAAACCCUAGCCCCUCUGAAAGACAAACUCGUUGCUCAGUCCGGAUCGACUCACAGAGUCAGCUCGGAGGCACUCUCGGAUACUCUUCAGAUCUCACUUGACCAUGCCCGCCUCGUCAUCGAGACCAUCGCGUCGGUUCUUCACUCGGAUUCGGACCCAUUAGUGACCGCGAAGCCCUCGGAGAUUGAGUCGGUUGGGGUUGAUGUGUCUGAUUUGGUGUUGUUCUUGUAUAUUCAAUCGUAUAAAAGGUUGCUUCCGAGGGGUCAUAAGGAUGCUGCUGCAGUCGCCGAUGUUUGGCCCUCCACUUCGGCUUUCGAUGGGUUUUUGUCGGCCCUCUCGCCGUUGCAGCUUGUCCGCAGCAACAGCCGUCGGUUUAUGCCAUCACAAACUGAUGAAGAGGCUCAUCAGUUAUCGUAUUUACAGAAACACUUGGGCAACAUUCUCUCUCUUUUGUCAGACUCAGCAGAAGGGGAAGGGGAAGGGGAAGAAUCUCUGGUGUUGACAAUGGAGAAAUUUGAGCACCUCGGAUUUCUCAUUUAUUUUGGUGAAAGGGGAUCAGCAAGAAUUCCAUUGAGUCAAAACGCUCCAUUUUUUGCAAAUUCAGACCCCGACAUGCCUGCUGCUCCUGUUCCUGCAGCACAAGUUCACGAUUGGCUUCUUCAGAAUAUAGCUUCUGCAUUGGAACAUAUUUCUGAAAGAGUUUCUGCCAAAGAAAAUGGGCCAACUGGUGCUUCUGAUCAGGAUGUUCCAAUGGCUGAUGUCUGCACAAGUUCAAUAAAGGCCUCAACCAGCUCUAGGGGUCCAAGUUUUAUUGAGGGAGUCUCUAAAUCAUCUUUUGUAAAGCAAGCUUCUGAUCUUAAAGGUUCUUCUGUAAAGGUUGUAAAUUGCCACGAGUCUGUCAUUUAUAUUUUAGCACCAUUGAAGUAUGCCACAGUCUAUGGAUGCUCUGAUGCGACUAUAGUUCUUGGAGCCAUUGGCAAGGCCGUAAGAGUUGAACAUUGUGAGCGAGUUCAUGUGAUUACAGCGGCGAAGCGAAUCUGUAUUGCUAAUUGCCGUGAGUGUGUAUUCUUCUUGGGCGUAAAUCAACAACCCCUUAUUGUUGGUGAUAACCAUAAGCUGCAGGUGAGUGUUGCUAAUCUUUUGCUGUCUACAAUUUAA
Ilex paraguariensis (yerba mate) is the source of this 1349-nucleotide messenger RNA. The record is from the annotation of a GenBank genome assembly. NCBI's taxonomy places the organism in Eukaryota, Viridiplantae, Streptophyta, Magnoliopsida, Aquifoliales, Aquifoliaceae.